This is a messenger RNA of Dendronephthya gigantea, 3226 nucleotides long. RefSeq names its product NACHT, LRR and PYD domains-containing protein 12-like. The record is from RefSeq and is a predicted model, not a curated record. Lineage: Eukaryota; Metazoa; Cnidaria; Anthozoa; Malacalcyonacea; Nephtheidae. The transcript is spliced from 4 exons. Bases 41 to 3226 code for a protein of 1061 amino acids. Gene Ontology annotation, molecular function: ATP hydrolysis activity; protein binding.
CUAAUCUGGCAAAGAAUCAUUGAAGUACUCCUUUACAGACAUGGAAAAUUGUUUAAAACUGAUUCCUCGUAACUGUUACAAUACGUACAGUUCAGUUGUUCUUGCUUUGUUUGUAGCAAUUGGCGUGGUUCUGGUUGGAAUCGCGAGUGAUUACGAGUCGAAAUCAAGUCUGGAUUGUAAACUCACGAGCUCUUUAUAUGAGGGGAAGUACAUUGAAACACAGUGUCGUCUUCAAUAUGCCCAAGAAUUCCUCCCUUCGUUACCUCUCAAUGUCCAGAUUGUGAUAAGUUUAGGACUUGUGAUUGUAUGUAGUGUCGUGUACGGUUACCUGGUGAAACAUAGAGUCGACUUCUUCGCAAAUAAUUCAAACACAACGACGAACGAGGGCGUAGAAGAAAGCCAGCCACUACAGUCUGAAGCAUCGCCAGCCGCACCAGUGGCCUAUCGAGGUAGAAAUAGUUAUUUUGUAUUUAUGGCUUACGUAAUCCAUUUAAUCGUUUGUCGUAUAAUACCACUGACAAUAUUCUCAGCAUUUCUCUUAACCUCGUCCAAUUUUCCGACCCAUUUUGAAUGUCCUUUGCCCAAUAUGAAAACAACAACUAGUACUUUCCACGAGAACGUCACACGGUCAACUACGAAUUCUUCAUUUGUGGUCUGCACUUAUGCAAUGGCUGGGAAGAAACAACAAGUUGUUGUUGGCUUCAUCACGAUAAAUUUCCUCGUCGAUGCAGUGACACUCGUUGAGAUUGUCUAUCUGUUGUGGUCCGCAUGGAAGAGACCCACUUUCAAAACUGAUCAGGAGUUCAUUAACCUGUACCUUGAAAAGAAGCAUGCAGAAGCAACCCCUAACACCUCCAACCCUUACUCCUCUUACUUUCCUAACCAAGAAGCAAACCAGGAAAUCCAUGAGAUAACUCAGGAAAACAAGUCUAACUCUCCUAACCAUGAGGUAAACCAAAAAGUACAUGAGAUAUCUCAGGAAACUAACUCUAACUCUCCUAACCAAGAACUAAACCAGAAAGUACAAGAGCAAAUUCAGGAACAUAAGACCAAACAUUCAUUUACUAUGAAUGAUGUCUUAGGAGAGAAACAAAAACUGGAUGAAAUUUAUAUCAAUGUCAUAAUUCAAGAUGGAAGACAACUUGUCAAAUAUUUGAGAAAUGAAUUUUUGAAAGGUAGACAUGAGAUUUAUGACAUUCAAUUGGAAAAGCCCCCUAAUGCAAAAGUACUUGAGAAUACAGCAGAAUUAUUUCAAGCAGGAAAAGCUGGUAAGAAACAACCUAGAACUGUUCUUAUAGUUGGAAGACCAGGCAUUGGGAAAACUCUAUUAACCGAAAAAAUAUCUCAGGAGUGGCAAGAAGGCGGAAAACCUGAUGAAUUCUGGCAUGGAAAAAUUGUUCUAUUGAUCAAAUUUCGUAAUUUUAGCAAGAAAGACACAAGUCUUCAAGAAAUAUUAAAUCAAGCUCAUGGUCUCAAUAAGGCAAUAGAUCUGUCCAACAAUGAGUUUAUCCAUGAACGUAUCCGUCAGAACCCAAGUAAAACAAUCCUUGUUUUUGAUGGCUUAGAUGAACUCCAGGUAGAUGAUGAGUGUUUAAUUAAUGGAAAAACUGUGAACAGCCUAGAGGAACAUGCUCAUAUAUUCCUGAUUUUCAAACAGCUGGUGAAUAAUGAACUAUUACCUGGAAUCACUGUGUUAACCACAUCUCGACCAACAGCAGAACACAUCUACGAAAGGCUUGAUUUUGAACAAAAAGUUGAAAUGUUGGGUUUUAGUGAGAAACAAAUAGAAGAGUAUGUCAAAAAAAAUUGUGGUGAUGACACCCAGAAAAGUUCAGAAAUAUGGAACAUAAUCAAGGAUUCCCCAGAACUAAUCAGCUUCUGUUACAUACCUGUCAACUCCUAUAUAAUUUGCUUGACAUUAUAUGAAAGCAUUGAUUUUGGUGAAGACGUGGAGGAUGAAUGCUACAGCAAGAUUCCUAAAACAAUAACUGAAUUGUACAAAAGAGCUAUAAGGAUUUUGCUGUUCAAACACAAUUCAAAAUACAAGAAUAAACCAGUAGAAAAGGAUUAUCUGACUGUGGAACUUCCAGAGCUGCUUCAAAGGGACCUGGACAAGUUGAAGGGAAUUGCAAGAAAUGGAAUGGAAGAAGACAAGUUAGUUUUUGAGUUUAAAAGCAGUGAUAAAUCUGUGGCUGGCUUAUCUGAUUCUGGUGUGUUCAAUCAAUUGGAAGACAAAAGACGAAAUAUUUUCUCUUUUCUUCAUCUUACAAUUCAAGAGUUUCUGGCUGCACUACAUGUGGUUGAUGAUAUUAGAAAUGUUGAAAGAUUUUUAGAAGAGCAUAUUAAUGAACCCAGGUGGCAUUUGGUGAUCCAGUUUGUAGCUGGGUUACUUGGAGAUAGGAUGAGAGAGUUAAGGUCAGCAAAGCGUGAAGACAGUGAAGUGAUUGAAUGUAUAUGCAAAAGAUUUCAAGACUGGAUGCCAAAGAAACGACGUAUUGACGAGAGUAAUGACAAAGGUUUACUCGUGAUAAAAAGUGUUUGGGAAAUGCAAGAAGAUUGCGUCAUGAAAAUGAUUUCGUCGUUUGCGUCUGAGGAUGAGGAUGAAACAUUUACUUUGUAUGAAUUAAAUAUUGCACCAGCAGAAUCUACGGCUUUGUUCAAAUUUUUAAGCCACAUCAAGAACUUGAAACAGCUUCAAAUAAUUCUUUGUACUGUGACGAACAUUGCUAUCCGUGAAUUAGCUGAGUUUUUGAAGAAAGAUAACCAUGACCUGGAGAGUGACAACUGUGAACUUAUUGAACUACAUGUAAGUAGCAAUAAUGGUUUAACAACUGAAGGUGUUAAAUAUUUAAGUGAUGCUUUGAAGAAUGACAACUGUAAACUUACUGAACUAAAUGUAAGAAACAAUGAUUUAAAAACUGAAGGUGUUAAAUAUUUAAGUGAUGCUUUGAAGAGUGACAACUGUAAACUUACUAAACUAGAUGUAAGUGUCAAUGGUUUAAAAACUGAAGGUGUUAAAUAUUUAAGUGAUGCUUUGAAGAAUGACAACUGUAAACUUACUGAACUAGAUGUAAGUGACAAUGGUUUAAAAACUGAAGGUGUUAAAUAUUUAAGUGAUGUUUUGAAGAGUGACAACUGUAAACUUACUAAACUAGAUGGGAUGCUAAGAGUGACAACUGCAAACUGGUUUACUAAAUGUAAAGUCAUAAUGGCUGCAAUCCUGUAA